Molecule: messenger RNA, 3688 nt
Organism: Staurois parvus
Lineage: Eukaryota; Metazoa; Chordata; Amphibia; Anura; Ranidae
Source: the annotation of a GenBank genome assembly
AUGGCCGGAGAUGAAAAUUUGCCGGAGCGAGUCAGUGAUACAAAAGCCUCUUGCGACAAGAGUGACUCAAAGGAGCACACACAGGACAACACCAAUAAUCCACAUCCGGACUCAAAUUACAAAACAUGUUGGGUGGCGGAAAAUGGGGUCUGUGAACGGGACACAGGAGACAUCCGGCAACAGAACCCUUUGAAAGUGAAUAACCCCAUACAGACUUCAGUAGUAGGGAGCAACGGGUACAUAUUAAACAAAUCUAUUGGCCUUCAGCAGCCUUUACGGACUUCUGGUUCCCCGCUGAGCGGGCAUGCCGCAAAGACUUUGCCCGGAGCAGCUAACAAAGCUAAGGCAGUCACCAGUGCACAUGUACCCCCAUCACUUUCUCCAACACCACCACAAGCGGGCGAUCAGGUCAGGGAUGACAGCCCAAGGUCAACAGACUCGCCUGCCCCAGACUUGAAAAUACACCGAGCACGGAAAACCCUACCGAAGACUGGUUGCAGUUCGCCUCAACAUAAAGACUCCCAGGAAUUGACAGAACAAGAGGAAGCCAAGGAAGAAAGCACACCCAAAAAUAGUUUGGAGGUUGCAAAUCCUUCAUCGCAGCCUCAGUCCAAUGCACUACAAGAGCUUCUACCUCAGGGUCAGAGCAGCAUGGCACUGGCAAAAGCUCAGUCUGCUGCUGCAGUGUCUCGAAAAAAGAAGCGACGGAUGGGAACAUACAGCCUGGUGCCCAAGAAAAAGGCCAAAAUGCUGAAGCAACGAACAGUUCUGGAGAUGUUUAGGAGCAUGACCAAUGCCUCCUCCAGUCCCAAGAGUGACAAGGAUUCGGAGGUUCCACAUCUAAAUGGUGAGAACCUGGAGAUGGACUCUGAUGAUGAGGACUCCGAGGACCCUGAAGAGGAGGAUUACCACAGUGGCGAACCAAGCAUCUCUGAGCACCAGGAUGAUCUUCCAGCAGCAUCAGAAGGCACACCAGAGUCAGACAACCUAAAGAAGGUGGAUGAUUUGGAAUCGGAUGGUGAUGAAGAAGCAGAAUCUAUGGAGUCACAAGAAGAGGAGGAAGAGGAUGGGAAUGAAUCUGAUUUAAGCUCAGAGUCCAGUCUUCAGAAGAAAAGUCAAUCAAAGCACAAAGGGAGUACUGAGAACCCAUGGAUGAAAGCUGCAAAGACAAGGAGAGGGAGAACCAAAGCAAAGGCCAAUCCAGUAGAUGAUACCGAGAGUCAAGAGACCAGCGCUGAAUAUACAGAGGUGUCAUUGGAUUCUCUGGACCUACGAGUAAAAGAAAUCUUAUCACCUCAAAAAGGUCUUCCCAAUGGGUCUGACAACAUGGAGGUGGAUGGGCUUCAAGGAAUUCCCCUUUGUAGCUGCCGGAUGGAGACCCCUAAAGAGGAUGAGCUGCUGACAAAAGCUGGAGAUCGAUGCAUGGCUGUUGAGAGCUCUGAUCAAGAGUUGAACCGGUGUGUGAGAGAGGUGGUGAAGCAGGAAGUAAUGAGACCAUCGAACAAGGUGCGACACUUGGUGUUGUGUGAAGACCACCGCGGGAAGAUGGUCAAACACCAGUGUUGCCCUGGCUGUGGAUAUUUCUGCACUGCUGGCACAUUCAUGGAGUGCCAACCAGAAACCAGCAUUUCCCACCGCUUCCACAAAGCUUGUGCCACUCAAGUCAACAAUGCCAGCUACUGCCCACACUGUGGCGAGGACGUCUCGAAGGCCAUAGAGGUUACCAUUGCAAAAGCUGAUACCACCUCAACAGUGUCCACUAUAGCCUGCGAGCCAGAAAAAGAGGUCCCUGCUGAGGGACAAGCUGACACGACAACAGAGAGUGAUGUUUCAGCAGAGAAAGUUGUGGACGAGUCGAAGGCAGAAGCACCACCACUUCAGACCUGUGAGACUGCUGAACCACCUAACACAGGGAAAUCGCCAAUCCUGUCUCAGGGACAUGUGAAAGAGACUCUGGAAACUGCUCUACUUGCUUUGGACUCAGAAAAGCCAAAGAAAUUACGCUUCCACCCCAAACAGCUGUAUUUUUCUGCAAGGCAAGGAGAGCUACAGAAAGUCUUAAUGAUGCUUGUUGAUGGCAUUGACCCCAACUACAAGAUGGAGCAGCACGGGAAGAGAACACCAUUGCACGCUGCUGCGGAGAUGGGUCAUACAGAUAUCUGCCACAUGCUUGUUCAGGCUGGUGCUAACUUGGAUAAUUGCUCUGAGGAUCAGAGGACACCCCUGAUGGAUUCAGCUGAGAACAGUCAUUUGGAAACCGUUAGGUAUCUGGUCAGAGCUGGAGCUUUGCUUGAUCCCAAAGACUCUGAAGGUUCCACAUGUUUGCAUUUGGCUUCCAAAAAGGGCCAUUAUGAUGUAGUGAAAUAUCUGCUGAGCAAUGAGCACAUGGAUGUCAACUGCCAGGAUGAUGGUGGUUGGACACCGAUGAUUUGGGCCACAGAAUACAAACACUUGGAACUCGUUAAGCUGUUACUAUCCUGCGGAGCUGACAUCAAUAUCCGGGACAAUGAGGAAAACAUAUGUCUGCACUGGGCAGCUUUCGCCGGAUCAGUUGAAAUUGCUGAGAUCCUUCUGGACUCAAAAUGUGACCUUAGAGCUGUCAACAUUCAUGGCGACUCCCCACUUCACAUUGCUGCCCGGGGAGAACAGAUACGAAUGUGUUACACUUUUCCUUGCUCAUGGUGCCGAAGUGAACUUGAGGAAUAAGGAGGGUGAAACGCCAGUGGAGUGCUGCAACCCCAGUUCUCAAGUCUGGGCAGCUUUAAAGAAGAGUAGUAGCACAUCAGAGAGACCCAAGAUAGAAGAGACCAUGCUCAACCGGGAUAUUUCGAGGGGAUACGAAAACAUCCCAAUACCAUGUAUUAAUGGCGAAGACUCUGAACCUUGUCCCAUCAAUUACAAAUAUGUGUCGCAGAACUGUGUGACCUCCCCGCUGAACGUAGAUCGAAACAUAACCCAUCUUCAGUACUGUGUGUGUAUAGAUGACUGCUCAUCUGGAAACUGCAUGUGUAGCCAGCUCAGCAUGCGGUGUUGGUAUGAUAAGAGUGGACGUCUUUUGCCGGAAUUCAACAUGGUGGAACCCCCACUUAUAUUCGAAUGUAACCAUGCUUGCUCUUGCUGGCGGAAUUGUCGCAAUCGUGUGGUACAGAAUGGUUUGAAAAUCAGAUUACAGCUUUUCCGGACCAAGAACAAAGGCUGGGGAGUGCGGUCUCUACAGGACAUUCCCGCAGGGACGUUUGUGUGCGAGUAUGUUGGGGAACUGAUUUCAGACACUGAAGCAGACGUGCGUGAAGAUGACACCUUCCUGUUUGAUUUGGACAACAAAGACGGUGAGGUUUACUGUAUCGAUGCUCGAUUUUAUGGAAACAUCAGUCGCUUCAUCAACCAUCUCUGUGAGCCCAACCUUCUUCCUGUCCGUGUGUUUAUGUCCCACCAAGACCUGCGUUUCCCGCGGAUCGCCUUCUUCAGCAGCCGACAGAUCUGUUUUGGAGAGGAGAUUGGGUUUGAUUAUGGUGAACGUUUCUGGGACAUUAAAGGCAAACUUUUCAGCUGUCGCUGUGGCUCUCCCAAAUGCAAACACUCUGUGCUGAAAACUGCCCCACCAUGCCAGCCUGACACCCCAGCUGAAGCACCACAAGAAAACGGGCUGCCUGACACCAGUUCCUCUGGCCUGCUCAGCCAGUCUUGA